AGAUACUACUAUCUAUGCUCAAGACCAAAUUAGUGAAGAUAUUAUCUAAUAUUCUCAGAAGCGUAUUGAAGUUUAGGAUCAAGACUAUUACAGUCUAUGCUAUUGGAAUGUGUACAACCUCAGAUGAUCUAAACUGCCAGUAUUAUUAUCGUAAAGUAGCCUGUGAUGAAAGAUUACCUCUUUCAACUAUUGAUGUCUGCUCUUGCUUUAUAAAAUUAUAUUCUAAGGCUGAAAAAAGUAGUUUAGAAUUCUACUUAAAUGAAUGUGAGCUUGAAAGCAAAUUGAACAUACCCUUUCACUGUAUAUUCAAGUAUUAUAAAGAAGCAUUAAAGGAGACAAAUGCUAUAAUGGCCAAGCAGAUGCGUGAAGUAGCUGAAUAUUUUAUUAUUAAUACUAUUAGCUGUCAGUGGUUAAUAGUAAAGCGUAAUGUAAUUAAUGAGUAUAGGGAGAUUGCAAGUAUAGCCUUUUUAUCAUUAUUUGAUGUACAUUACUUUGCAGGGGAGAUAAAGCAAAUGGAAACUGGAAAGUACCCUGAUACAUACGUCUUCUCACCAAUAAAGGGACUUGAAAAUAAACAUCCAGUAACUGGCUUAGAUUUCGCAUCAUUAUAUCCAAAUCUUAUUAUGACUUAUAACCUCUCACCUGAUAAAAUCAUUUUAUCUCGAAAAUAUGCUGAACAUAAUAACAUUUCUGAAGAAAAGGGUCUUUAUGCUACUAUAUUGGAAUAUUUAUCUGCCAAACAGAAUGAGAUAAAGAAAUACCCCACCUCUUUGAAAGAAAAAAAGGAAGACAUGGAACUGGUAAUAGGUUUAAUUAGUGUCACAUCAGUUGGACAAAGAAAUAUCAAACUUGUUGCAGAUUUCAUUGAAAGUAAGGGUUUUCAGAAAAAAUAUGAAGAUACUGAUUCUUUAUAUCUAGUCUAUCCAGAAGAAUGCUUUAAGGAAUGCGAUGAGGAAUAUGACAGUGGUAUUGGGUUUUCGAAAGAAGAAUAUUAG
Funneliformis geosporum is the source of this 995-nucleotide messenger RNA. The record is from the annotation of a GenBank genome assembly. NCBI's taxonomy places the organism in Eukaryota, Fungi, Glomeromycota, Glomeromycetes, Glomerales, Glomeraceae.